This is a messenger RNA of Scomber japonicus (chub mackerel), 1344 nucleotides long. RefSeq names its product methionine sulfoxide reductase B2 (gene msrb2). Gene Ontology annotation, molecular function: peptide-methionine (R)-S-oxide reductase activity. The record is from RefSeq and is a predicted model, not a curated record. Lineage: Eukaryota; Metazoa; Chordata; Actinopteri; Scombriformes; Scombridae. Gene Ontology annotation, cellular component: cytoplasm. Bases 143 to 715 code for a protein of 190 amino acids. The transcript has 5 exons. Gene Ontology annotation, biological process: protein repair; response to oxidative stress.
UAUUAACGUGGAUCAGGGAGUGAGGACCGGCUCGAACUCGCCGCGGCGUGAACAAUCUCGUCGCAGUCGGUGAGCGCACUUGGCUUUCAGUGAAAGCUGCACUUGACUUCAGACAGUGAGACCUCACUCUGCAGCAGCAAACAUGUCUCGCUUCGGCGCUCGUCUAUUCCUAGUUGUUUCCCAACACGCUACAGCUAGAUCCGUGGUGUUACCGAGGAGGAUCCCAGCAGUCAUCCGUCCUUUUACCACCAGUCAAGGCACGGGGGGCCUGCGAUCUCUCACCCGUUAUGAUCAGAAUACAAACUGGCAAAAAAAACUCACCCCAGAGGAGUAUGUAGUGACCAGAGAAAAGGGGACUGAGGAGCCCUUUAGUGGGAUCUACCUUAACCACUACGAAAUGGGGAUGUACCACUGUGUCUGCUGUGAUGCUCCACUUUUCAGUUCAGAGGCUAAGUAUGACUCGGGGACAGGUUGGCCAGCAUUCAAAGAGGCUCAUGGGACAUGGGAACGGGAUGAAAGCCACGCCUCCAUCAUCCGUCGUCCUGACAACAGCCUGGGUAGUCCUGGGACAGAGGUCCUUUGUAAAAACUGUGAUUCCCACCUGGGUCAUGUAUUUGAUGAUGGGCCGGACCCAACAGGUCAGCGGUUCUGUAUUAACAGUGUUGCCCUCAAGUUUAAAGCCAGAGAAAACAACAAACUUGAAAAGCCUGAAUAAAAACACUGAUCUAUCUGGACUUGCUUAAAUCACUAAGAGCCAUGUUUCAUUUCAUUGAAUUGAUUUGUAUGUCAAAACAUUGAUACAGUAUAAUGUUUUUUGUUGAUCCAUACAAGAGGCUUUAUAUGGAACAAAGUGUUAUAAUGUUUGAAUUUUGGAGGAAAUGGACUUCAUGGGGAUUAUUAAACUGGAAGUGAAUUAAGCAUCUUGUUGAGAAACUAUAUGCUCACUGGAAGGAAGACUACAUAUGACAAAUAUACAGCACAUAAUUCACAUAAACCCAUACUGUAGAGCCAAAUAUACCAUCAGCUUCUACAGUCAACACAAAAGAUUUUGUUUAUAAUCAUUUUCUAAUUUUUGUUGAGUGAAAAAUGAAAGAAAUGUCUUAAAGAAUUUAAACUGAUGUUGGAUUUGUCUUCACAUCUGUGUAUGACUACAUUCUCACACUGGCCUCAAUUGAAUUGCAGACUUCAAAACACAGGAAGUGCUGUUAUGGCACUCCUGCUUCUUGUGUUUUUUUUAAUGCUGAAAUGCACAGAUUCACGUGACUUGUAUAUGUUUGUAAUUCUGCAAAUUUGUCUAAUUUGUCUAAUAAUUUGUCAAUAAAUGCACAUUUAGUUUGUUCUCUA